Molecule: messenger RNA, 1208 nt
Organism: Procambarus clarkii (red swamp crayfish)
Lineage: Eukaryota; Metazoa; Arthropoda; Malacostraca; Decapoda; Cambaridae
Product: sodium/potassium/calcium exchanger 1
Source: RefSeq, a predicted model, not a curated record
UCUCUACCACACUCGCACUCACUAGUCUUGUUGCGUGUAACUGUUUAAUCCUCGUAUUACUUCAACCUUUCAACAUGAGGAUCGCUGUUUUGGUGUUGGCUAUGAUGGUUGGCUUCCAGGCUGCCGCCGCCGCCACUGUUGAAGAUGCAAAGGUGGAGAAGGUGGAAAAGGUGGAGAAUGUGGAAAAAAGUGCUGGCGAAGGGCAGGAAGAAGAGAUAGGCGAGGAAGGGUUGGAAUUUUCACCAGAUUUGGAGGAGGAAGAGGAGGAGGACGAGGAGGAGGAGGUGGAGGACGAGGAGCCCCACAGUGUAUGGAAGAGACAAGCAGACGAGGAGGAAGACGAGGACGAAGAUGAAGAGGAAGAAGAAGAAGAGGAAGAGGGAGCAGUGGAGGAGGUAGCAAAGAAUGUGGAGACAACAGCAUAAUUCAUGGGCUGUUAUGGGGAAAAUUAUAAUCAGUGAUGUGAGUGACGAGGCCGAUUAGAUUUCUAAACGACAUAACAACUUGAUCAAUCAAUCGGGUGAUGGUGGUAGUUAUGGUGAUGAUGGGAAUAAUUGUGAUGACAGAAGUGAUGAUGAUGAAGAUGAUGAAGAUGAAGAUGAUGAUGAUGAUGAUGGUAGUUUUUCUGCAACUUAUUGAUGCUCAGGGAAAUGCUUCUUCAUCAGCAUCAACUGUGACGUUUCUAAGAUGCUGAUUACAUUACAACAUCAUCUUGUGUUGCUGUUGAUUGGCUUACGUUCCAUUUAUCACGUAUCUGUCACAGGUUGUUUAAUUUAUGAAGGUCGUUUAAGGUCAUCAUUAUGAUGAGUUCCAUCAAAAUUUACUUCCAGUUGAUAGCAUCUGUGAUUCUAUACAAGCAUAAAAAUUUUCAUUCUUAAAUCAUACUUCAUUUUUAUGGAAAGGAUGCAUUAAAAAAUCGUUAAUCAGUAUUCAGGUAAACAUUUUCUUUCUUGAUCAUUCUUACCUUUUGAAGAUACUCUUCACCUGUACAAUUCUCAACCUUAUUGGCAGGGAAUGACUGCGAUUUGAUUUAUUUAUUAUAAUGGAUUCUUUCUAGAGAAGUUACGGUUCUUCAAUAUCAUAAUAUUCACUGAUCGUUAUCAAAAAUUAUAUAUACAUAUAUAUUUUGGGGCAUAUUUAACUCGAUGAUGUAUUAUUAUAUAAUCUGUAUAGGUUUAUGUAUAAAUAUAUAAAAAUGCAAAGACAUA